AUGGCGGCCGAACCGGACAAGUACAACCUAAACCAAGAACCGGUUGAGUCCACCGCCGCCGCGUCCUCCUCGCCCUCCGCCAAUGGGGCGCCGCGCACUGCGUCCUGCUCCUCGCCCUCCGCCAGUGGGGCGCCCCGCGCCGCGGCAGCCGAUGCCGGAGACGAUGAACUCUCCUCUCGGCCACCUCCCGCUACCCUGCGCGUCGGAAGCUGCACCACCCUGCUGCAAAUCCGCGAGAAGCCCGGAGACGGAGACGGAAGCAGCGGUGGCACGGGCGGGCCGAGCUCCGCGGCGGUGGCGUACCGAAAGGGCAAGAAUCUCGCAAUUUACUCCCCGCCACACCCCUGUUCGAGCUCUGGCAGCAGUUCUUCCUGCGGGGCCGAGGUCGACUCAUCUGUCUCCGGGAACGCAGUUAGUCGAUGGGAGGAUACAGAGAAGCAGAUUAUUGGAAGAAAAGAAAGGAGGAUAACUGGGGCAUAUGUGAAUUGGCAGACGAUUCCAAUGAAUGAAGCGCUUGAGCAUUAUUACAGUGAUCCAGUUGAUCAGUCUAUGUCAGGACAAGGUUAUUUGAAUGUGAUGAACCUUCAGGAGGCCUACUCAGAAUUUAGGCCAGUCCGUGGAGAUGGGGAUUGUUUCUACAGGAGCUUCAUAUUUUCCUACCUUGAGCAAGUUCUUGAUAGGCAGGAUACAAGUGAGGAAGACCGUGUCCUUGAUGCAAUUGAAAGAGUAGCUAGUAGAUAUGCACAUCUGACAUGGACCUCCAGAUUUUCUGUGAGCCGCAAAGACCUAAACACUAUUGGCGUGCCAUCAGUCUUAAACCUUGUGCCUUAACAACCAAUUGUACAUAAUGCACUGUAAUUAUAUGUUUAUGCAGAUCAACGCCACUAAUGAGAAAACAUAAUCUAGAAGAAUAUAAUUAUAU
This is a messenger RNA of Triticum dicoccoides, 922 nucleotides long. RefSeq lists its product as uncharacterized. The record is from RefSeq and is a predicted model, not a curated record. The transcript has 5 exons. NCBI's taxonomy places the organism in Eukaryota, Viridiplantae, Streptophyta, Magnoliopsida, Poales, Poaceae. Gene Ontology annotation, molecular function: cysteine-type deubiquitinase activity; ubiquitin binding. Gene Ontology annotation, biological process: protein K48-linked deubiquitination. Gene Ontology annotation, cellular component: nucleus. Bases 1 to 831 code for a protein of 276 amino acids.